Chenopodium quinoa (quinoa) is the source of this 1820-nucleotide messenger RNA. RefSeq names its product berberine bridge enzyme-like 22. Bases 231 to 1820 code for a protein of 529 amino acids. The record is from RefSeq and is a predicted model, not a curated record. The transcript has 2 exons. Gene Ontology annotation, molecular function: FAD binding; oxidoreductase activity. Lineage: Eukaryota; Viridiplantae; Streptophyta; Magnoliopsida; Caryophyllales; Amaranthaceae.
UCUACAUAUGUUAAAUCAAACUAGUAUAGUUGAGAAAAUUAAUUAUACAAAACGAGGCAUGAUUUUCACAUAAAUUUCCUAACCAUUACUGCUCGAAUCCAAAUAAAUAGAUCAGGCAGUUAGUCUUCAGAUAUCUAUCAUCCAAAUAAUCCAACUUUACAGCUCUCAAAUAAUAUUCACCUAGUUUCAGACACUAACAAUCUGUAAGUCUCAGCACCUAAAAACUGCAGAUGAAUAACCUUAAGGCUUUUGCAUCAUCAUUGAGAACAACAGUUUUCCUGCUUAUGAUCUUGCUAUUUACUAAACCAAUAAACUCCAAAGAUUUUCUUCAAUGCAUGGCAUCUAAGUUUUCUACUACUAAUGUUUAUACAAAAGAAUCAGCUUUAUACCCCUCCCUAUUAUUAAAAUCACAGAAAAACCCAAGGUGGCUGAACUCCACCUUGGCCUUUAAACCCCUCUACAUAGUCACCCCAUCUCAGGAACCUGAGAUUGGAGUUACUGUCCUCUGCAGCAGAGAGCAUGGCUUUCAGGUGAGAGUUCGGAGUGGAGGGCACGACUACGAGGGCCUAUCCUACCUGAGCAGAGCUCCUUUUGUCCUCAUCGAUCUUGUCCACCUUCGCGAGAUCAGGAUCAACAUGGAGGAUCAGACGGUAUGGGUUCAGUCCGGGGCAACGCUAGGGGAGCUCUAUUACAACAUUGCACAGAGAAGUAGUACCUAUGGUUUCCCUGCAGGUGUGUGCCCUACAGUCGGAGUCGGAGGCCAUAUCAGUGGGGGUGGGUUCGGGGCUCUGACAAGGAAGUAUGGUCUGGCGGCUGAUCAUGUGGUGGAUGCUCGCUUGGUUGACGUGAAUGGGCGAGUUUUAGACCGGAAGUCAAUGGGAGAGGAACUGUUUUGGGCUAUUAGAGGUGGUGGAGGGGCAAGUUUUGGGGUGAUUACUGCAUGGAAGAUUAAAUUGGUUCCAGUUCCACUUACUGUAACAGUCUUUACAGUCCAUAAAACUCUUGAGCAAGGUGCUAAUAAGCUCGUUGACCGAUGGCAACGGAUUGCAGACAAGUUGCCAGAUGAUCUGUUCAUUAGGAUCAUAGUUCAGAAUGUGGGUGGUGGAAGUUACGGUGUAAAGAAAACUGUUCAAACUUCUUUCAACUCUAUGUUUCUUGGGAAUGUUCAGAGCCUAAUCUCAGUAAUGAAGCUAAUCUUCCCAGAGCUUGGAGUGGAGGCAAAAGAAUGCAAAGAACUGAGUUGGAUUGAAUCAAUUCUAUACUUUGCUGGGCACCCAAGCGGCACAUCAAGGGAAGUUCUCCUAGACAGAGAUCAUCAACUUUAUAAGAGCUACUUCAAGGCGAAAUCUGAUUUUGUAAGCCAAAUCAUACCUGAAACUGCCCUUCAACAAGCAUGGGAGAGACAAUUACAGGUAGAUGAGGCUUACAUGGUGAUGGAACCACUUGGUGGGAUGAUGAACCGCAUACCGGAAACCCAAGUAGCUUUCCCUCAUAGAGGAGGAAACCUAUAUAACAUACAGUAUAUAGUGAAGUGGAAGGUGAAUGAGGCUGAGGAAGCUAGUAAGCAUAUUCACUGGGUGAGAAUGCUUCAUACAUUUAUGAGUCCAUAUGUUUCUAAGUCUCCAAGAACUGCCUAUUUUAAUUAUAGGGACCUUGAUUUGGGCAUUAAUGGGAUUAAUGGAACUACAAGCUAUCUGGAAGCUAGAGUUUGGGGUACCAAAUAUUUCAAGAACAAUUUCGAGAGGUUGGCCAAGGCAAAGAGAAGAAUUGAUCCAAGUAAUUUCUUCAGAGAUGAGCAGAGUAUUCCUCCUUUUGGCUAA